Solanum stenotomum is the source of this 1902-nucleotide messenger RNA. RefSeq names its product RING-H2 finger protein ATL46. Lineage: Eukaryota; Viridiplantae; Streptophyta; Magnoliopsida; Solanales; Solanaceae. The record is from RefSeq and is a predicted model, not a curated record. The transcript has a single exon. The coding region runs from base 445 to 1629 and encodes 394 amino acids.
UUUUUGGCUCUGUUACUAAAAACUAGAAAUUGUUUAAACAUAGAGAGAGAAAAAUAGGCUCAAAAAUAUUCAAAUUUCUCUUUUUUUCUAUUUAUGUUGUAUAAGGGAUUUCAAGAUCCUAUAAAUGUCUUAGGGUUUUGCUGCAGCCAGAAGUGAUUCUUUAUAUAAAGGGAUUGCUAUAAGUAUUGUUUUUCUGUGUAAUGGUGACUAAGUGGGAAUCAAGACAGGUAAAGAUUCUGUCUUUAGCAUUUUCUGUUUGGUUUCAUCACUAUCUCUUGUUAUUUGCUCUGUCAGUAAAUUGUGUUUUCUUUUGAAAAAAACAAAAGACUCCAACUUUUCUUGAAUCUGAAGGUAUAGUGAUUCUGGAUGUUUGAGUUUUUUUUUAGCUUCUGAGAUGGUGAAAGGGAGAUAAAAAAGUUGGGUUUUUUUUAAUGUGUUUUUGAGAUGAUUUGUUCAUUUGGUGAAGUUGAGUCACAAAGAUGGGUUUCUAGGCAUACCCAUUUGAAAAGUUCUUGGAUUCAACAUAGAAAAGAUGGCGUCUUUACAUAUCCUCCUCCUCUGUUUCCCCCAUCUCCUCCUUCAUUUGGUGGAAGUUCUAGUUUUCAUAAGGAACCAAACUCAUCUUCUUCAUCCCCAUCUGGAAACAAGAUUAGUCCAGCUGUUCUUUUCAUUAUAGUUAUAUUAGCUGUCCUGUUUUUCAUAUCUGGUCUGCUCCAUUUGCUAGUUAGGUUUCUUAUCAAACACCCUUCUUCUUCAGCAUCAUCUCAGUCUAAUGGAUAUCCUGAAGUUUCUAGUUCAGAUGCUUUGCAAAGACAGUUACAACAGUUAUUCCAUUUACAUGAUUCUGGUUUGGAUCAAGCAUUUAUUGAUGCAUUGCCUGUCUUUUUGUACAAAGAGGUUGUUGGUCCUAAAGAGCCCUUUGAUUGUGCUGUUUGCUUGUGUGAAUUCUCUGAUAAGGACAAAUUGAGAUUGCUCCCUACUUGUAGCCAUGCUUUCCAUAUCAACUGCAUUGAUACUUGGCUCCUCUCGAACUCAACGUGCCCUCUUUGUCGAGCAACUCUUUUCAAUCCCGGGUUUCCCAUUGAAAAUCCAAUUUUCGAUUACGUUGAGCCAAGAGAUGAUGAUGGUUAUCAUGGUAAUGGGGAUCAUGAGUACCCCACUUCUCAAAAGACUAUGGAACUAGAGGAAGUUGCGGUUGCUAAAGCAACAUUUCCCGUGAGACUUGGUAAGUUUCAAAGAUUGAAUGAAGGGGGAGAGGGAGAGGGAGAGGAAGUAGAAGGAGUAGGAGAGAGCAGUAGUAGUAAUUUGGACGCAAGAAGGUGCUUUUCAAUGGGUUCAUAUCAGUAUGUGGUUGGUGAUGCUAAUCUUAAGGUAGCCUUGGACAAUGAGCGAAAGACGAAUAAUAUGAAUCAAGCCAAUUUGUCAGAGCACAGUCCUAAUCCGUCAAUUGAUGAAGAGAAUGAGGGGAAAAAGAUAGGUAUCGGCACAAAAACAGAUAGUUAUUCUGUUUCCAAAAUAUGGCUUUGGUCGAAAAGAGGCAAAUUUGCAAGUUCUUCAGAUUGCCAAAUGGAAGAUCAGCCUCCUUCUGGUAUGGACUUACCAUGGCUUAGAAGAACAGAAGGCAUGUAGUGAAUUCUGAUCUCUUAUUCUCUUUGUUUUAUCCUUUUUUGUUAAAUGAUAACACAGAGGUGAGUUUGCCUUUUGGCUAGUAUUCUUUUAGAUGCUAACUCAACAAAGCAUGCCAUACUUGAUAAAUGAUAAUCAGCUUGAUUCAAAAGUUUGUUCCACAACUGCUAUUUACUAUUAUUCUUAUGUUUCUUAAGUUCUGUAAAUGUAUAGUCAUCUCUUCAUUCAAUUGGUUCAUGAAUUCUUUAGUGAUUAACAUAUGAAGCCUAAUGAUCA